Molecule: messenger RNA, 3020 nt
Organism: Amborella trichopoda
Lineage: Eukaryota; Viridiplantae; Streptophyta; Magnoliopsida; Amborellales; Amborellaceae
Gene: TRM5
Product: zinc finger CCCH domain protein
Biological process (GO): regulation of monopolar cell growth
Source: RefSeq, a predicted model, not a curated record
AAAAGUUUUAUAAAUUUCUUUAAAAGCCCUUUAUCCCACUCCGCCAAAGCGGUCAACACUCGAACCCUUUUCCCAGAAUCUCUCUGAUCACACACAUACUGAAUCACAACCCAAUAUAGAGAGAGAGAGAGAGAGAGAGGAGUUCACGGGGCAGGAAGAGAGAGAGUCAUCCGUUACUGCGGCAGCGACUAUGGUGAAAGACGCCUGUCGCUGAAGCAUUGCGCGUGGAUUUUUAGUGAGAGUGUAGAAAAGGGAAGCAUGGGUCACAGUUGGAUUCCUGAAGACGGUGGAAGGCUAGAGAGAGAAAUGCAGAAGCAGAUGGGCGGGUGUAUGGCUGGGUUCCUUCAGAUCUUUGAUAGGAAUCAGAUUCUCACCGGAAAGCGCCUCUAUGGACCCAAACGGCUUCCUUCCAUUUCUCCAAAGACCCCCGAAACAAACACCCGUGAAUCCCAGGUUGUGCCAGAAAAAGUGGGCGUACCGGAGCCUGAGAAGACCCCCCCACCCUCCACCACAAACAGCUCACCGCUCGUCGCACGAGUCACGCCGGAGAACGCGAGGGCGCCGCCAGUUAGCCGAGCUCAGUCGAUUCCCGAGCCUGCUCCCGACUGCGACGCCGGCUCGAAGAAGCCGCCGCCAAACAGAGACGUCCUCCCUCUCCCUCUCCCUCUCUUCGACUUCACUAACAACGCCUCCAAGCCGUCCCAUCGGCUCCGAGAAGGGCCGCGCCUUUCGCUCGAUAGUCGAGCCACCUUGGCCCACAAGGGGGGCCUCGAGAUCCGCACCGUCCACGUGUCCCCGAACUACAAGAUCGACGAUGGGGAGCAGCGCCGCUCUCCCAGCGUUGUGGCUCGGCUCAUGGGCCUUGACGCGAUGCCCGACUCCGGAGCGCAGGUGCCAGUGCCGAGCCUUCGCCGCUCAGCCUCCGAGACACGUGCGCGGAAGGACCCGACUCAAAUGGACGGCUGCUAUGGCACCUUGCCCAAAUCCGAAUGCUGGAGCAUCCCGAUUCAGCCACGCAAGGCACCAGAGAGUCCGCCGGAGACGCGUAGGACAAUGUCGUCGUCGCCGCCGCCGCCGCCUGAAAUCCGCCGAAAGAUACCAGAUAAUGGCCGGAAACCGGCGGACGAGGCCGCCCCUUGGCAUGUGCGAAAUAAGAAAGGGGGCACGUGCGAGGAGAUCCAGUUCCCUUAUGGCGAGGUCGAAAGGAGGCUUAGGCUAAGGGGAAUCGACGAUCCAAGUCGGGAUCUCGAAACCCUAAAGCACAUUUUGGAGGCGUUACGGCUAAAAGGUUUGCUCCACUCUGGCGGUCGAACAGGCAGACCAUCGGUUCUGAACUUCGUGACCGACCGGAGGGUAUCGCCGGAGAAACCGGCAACAGAGACUACAGGGAGGAAAUCACUUCCGAAUCGUGGUUUCCCUGCUAGUACGGAUGUCAGGAUCCGGAAGAUCAGGACGGAGGUUCCGGUUAGUGGCAACUCUCCGGCGUACGGUAGCCGGAGAAAUCCGGGCGACGAAAUGGGGUUGUCGGCGAGGAGAAGCCCGAGGAAAGGGCCGAAGGGCCGAGUAAAUGCUCCAGUUUCGCCACCUGGCAGUACAAGGAGGAGCGAGAAGGUAGAGGCCUCGAGAAGGAACGGCGAUGCAAGGGUAUCACCCGGGAGGACAGCAAAGGCGGACCGUCCCAUUGGUAGGAUGAAUAACUCGGCAGGCGAUUUGGGCGGGAGAUCGCCGAGGAAUAGAAGGAAAGCUGGAGAUGUUUGCCAGGUGGAGGUGGCAUCAACGGAGAGCAGCAGGAGCGCGUCGUCGCUAAUCGAAUCUGAGGUUUACAAGAAGGGAAGGAGCCUGCUGGAACGGUGCGACAAGCUGCUGCAGAGCAUAGCAGAGGUGACGGCCGAACCACAGCCGAGCCCAGUCUCAGUGCUCGAUUCCUCUUUCUACAAAGAAGAAGAUGGCUCUCCUUCUCCUGUCGGGAAACGAUCAAUUGAUUUCAACAUCUCAGAUGUUGAACCCACCGAAGAAGAAGACGACAAUGCUAACUCCACAAACCUACCCCACCUCUCGACCCAGGAAUUACAAGACUACCUCUACAUCUCACAAAUCCUCCAAGCCACAGGCCUCUUACAAAAUUCCUCAAAAUGUCCCUCUCAAACUGACCAAUCCCUGACCCCCGACCUCUUCGACUGCCUUGAAGGCCAGCGCCAUCAAAAGCACGAUCCAACCUCCACCCUUCAUCGACGGCUCGUAUUCGACACCGUAUCCGAUAUCUUCAAUAAAAGGCAAAGGCAGGCACCAUGGGAAUCAUUCUCUGGCCGGCGAAAGCCUGCUGGAAAAUGGCUUUUCCGGCAGGUUUGGUCAGAAUUUCGACGACUCCAGAAGAGGGGGCCUCGAGAUGAGGACGCAUGUGAGGCUGUCUGUUCGGCUCUGUUUAAGGAUGCAGGGGAAGUAGAGAGAGAGUGGACCGUUUAUAGUUCGGAGCUGUCUGAUGCUGUUCUGGAUAUGGAGAGGUUGAUUUUUAAGGACCUUGUGGGUGAGACUAUAGGGGAGUUAGCAGUGUUGGUUGGUGGGAGGACUAGGAGGCAGUUGUGCUUUGGAUAGACGGACGGACGGACGGACGGACAUCUCUCUCUUUCUCUCUCUACUUAUUUCUAUUUUCUCUCUCUUACUCUUUUUUUUCUUUUUCUUUUUAUCCUGAAUCACCAACUCCUUUCCCAUCUCUCUUUCAUUUUCAUAUUUAUAACGCCAAAUUCUCUCUUUCCUUGAUUUUUUUUUGUUUCCCUGUGAUCGAUCUCUCUCUCCUCUCCUUUGUCUUUUUUUAAUGGAUACCAAUCCAACCCACCUUUCCUUUUCCCUCUCCUUUCAGUUGAACUUCAAACAUUCUCUCUCUCCCCCCCCUUUCUCUCUUCAGGAAAAUAUAGUUUUGUUUUUGGGGAAGCCCCAUUUGAUGUAAAUUAGUAGGCAAAGCUUGUACUCGAGUACUUCGAUCAUUGGAGAGGAAUUUUAGUCUGUUUGCUAUUCUUCCUUUU